CUUUUACCUUAGGAUAUCUUCCUCCGUAAAGAGCAGCCAGCCCAAGCUGUACCUCGACAACUUAAUACGUUUAUAGUCUGCUUCAUUCCGCCGAGACGAGUUGUUGUCUAACAGGCUAAGCUUGUGAGCGAAAGCUCAGCAGAGACCAGGAUGGCCUCCCGUAAGAAGGUGCUGCUGAAGGUGAUCAUUCUCGGUGACUCAGGUGUUGGCAAGACCUCUUUGAUGAACCAGUAUGUGAAUAAAAAAUUCAGUAAUCAGUAUAAAGCCACCAUUGGAGCCGAUUUCCUCACCAAGGAGGUGAUGGUUGAUGACAGACUGGUCACUAUGCAGAUCUGGGACACAGCAGGUCAGGAACGGUUCCAGUCUCUGGGCGUGGCAUUUUACAGAGGGGCGGACUGCUGUGUCCUGGUGUACGACGUGACUGCACCAAACACCUUUAAGACUCUGGACAGCUGGAGGGACGAGUUCCUCAUCCAGGCCAGCCCCAGGGACCCUGAGAACUUCCCCUUUGUGGUGCUUGGUAACAAGAUUGACCUGGAGAACAGACAGGUGACGACAAAGCGAGCCCAAGCAUGGUGUCAGAGCAAGAACAGUAUCCCCUACUUUGAGACCAGUGCCAAAGAGGCCAUAAACGUGGACCAGGCCUUCCAGACCAUAGCUCGAAAUGCCCUGAAACAGGAAUCUGAGGUGGAGACGUAUGAUUUUCCGGACCAGAUCAAACUGCGAGAUGACAGACCACCUUCCUCCAAUGACGGCUGCAGCUGUUGAAAAGGGACGCGGAGAGAGCGCGGGGACCAGAGAGAACAGGGAGGCGGCGGGGGGAGACCGCGACACGGGCGGAACUCCCCCUGACCCGUCCUCCACAUGCAAACCAUCCCCAUGCAGCACAGAACACACAGGUUCUCCUCUACUCCCCACCUUAGCGAAACAAGUGAUACAGGAUGAGAGAAAGUCGUUGGCACAGCAUCACCUUUCCUACAAGUGCUUUCAGAGAGCUCGUCUCCACGAGAAUAGCUGAGACGUGGUAGAUGUUAUUAUGAUUUCUACUAAAGUUAUUAUUUUUGCUUUCUUAUUUUCUGUUCCAGCUGAUCAUUAAUUCCAGUCAUUGAGACUCUCUUGGUGCCCUUUCUGUCUGUCUCCACUCUAAACGUGCCAUCCUUUUGUUUGGGUUUGUUUUUCUGUAGCCUUUAUGGGGCAGGUUCUGCUCCACUGCCAAACCGAAUUGUAAUUCCCUGUUUGCCAAGCAUUUUGUCUGGUCUGUAUGAUCACAGACCGCUCCUCCAUUCCAAAGUAAAAACUGGUCUUUCAGCUCUGUCAACUUAACGCGUGCUUUCUGGAUGUGUCAGAUCGAAGGUAAAAACACAGCCAUGAGCAGUGAGGGGCACUUUAGCUGCUGAAGGGAAAAAAAAAAACAAAACGUCAGACGUCCAUUCUGAGGCUCAGCUGUGUUUCUGAAGAGCUCGGUGCUACGUUGCCGUCAUGAAUGAAGUUCACAGGGAUUUUAUUAACAAACACAGGCACUUUACUGUCAUCUCAUGUCUGACCUUCAGUCUGCGUAAGGAAGACCCCACCCCCACCCCAUCCCCAUCUGAAGCAAAUGAAUGUAGUGACAUACACACUCAUUCAACCCCACAGUCUGCAAAGUCCAGGACUCUUCACUGCUGCAGGAUUUUUAGUUGCACUAAAGUAUGCGAUCCUAUGAUGUCAAGUUUGUUUUCUGUUUUUUUUUUUUUUCACUUUAUAAACAACAUGUUUAGAGAAGGUGUACCCAGGGUCUCGUAUGUGCAACUGAAGUGGUGAGAAAAUUAAGAAUGAGCACCAUGGGUGAGGCACGGCCGAGGGCCAGACUGACCUCCUAGCGUAUCCAAGCCAACGCAGUCCUUCCAUUCUCCUGGCAGUCCUCUGGCGUGGAGGUGACGCUGUGUAUGUCAGUGUGUCUGAGGUCACGCUGUGUAUGUCAGUGUGUCUGAGGGGGACAGGAAUCAUUCUGAGGACAGUCACUGAGCCCUAACAAUCUUUUAAGCUUCUUAGCCAUGGUUUUGUCUUUGCUAUACUCAAUUAACCAGUGUUGUAUUAAAAUCACAGAAAAAUAUAUACCCUUUUGAAUUCAUAUAUGCCAACUGUAAACCAAUGAACUCAACUGUCUGUCUGUAUGUUCUGUGUUGUAAUUUAAGUAGAUGUUGUGCCCAAACUGUUACGUUUAAUCAUCUGUUAACAUGCGACAUUUCUUAGCAACGAAUCAUAAAAACAUUUUCCUAAAUGACA
Molecule: messenger RNA, 2265 nt
Organism: Chanos chanos (milkfish)
Lineage: Eukaryota; Metazoa; Chordata; Actinopteri; Gonorynchiformes; Chanidae
Product: Ras-related protein rab7-like
Exons: 6
Coding region: 151-768 (205 amino acids)
Biological process (GO): phagosome-lysosome fusion; endosome to lysosome transport
Cellular component (GO): phagocytic vesicle; late endosome; lysosome
Molecular function (GO): GTP binding; GTPase activity
Source: RefSeq, a predicted model, not a curated record